Messenger RNA from Metarhizium album ARSEF 1941, 966 nucleotides. RefSeq lists its product as uncharacterized. The record is from RefSeq and is a predicted model, not a curated record. The coding region runs from base 1 to 966 and encodes 321 amino acids. NCBI's taxonomy places the organism in Eukaryota, Fungi, Ascomycota, Sordariomycetes, Hypocreales, Clavicipitaceae. The transcript is spliced from 3 exons.
AUGGACGAACUGAUCGAACGCGCAGUCUACACCCCGCCGCGCCGGACGAGUCCCGGUCCCAGUCCCAGUCCUGCCCCGAGCAUGGCCUUUUCUAACCCGAGGUCCAGCAUCAGCCCCCUCAGACGCGACGCAUCUCACAUCCACACCGUCCCGCCCGAAGGGAUUGACGCCGUGACUUCUCGCGCAGCGAGGCACCACCUAGCGAGGCGGCUUAGCCAACUGGCCCGCCGGCUUACGUACGACGGAUCGGACGACGUCGACGAGAUGAUGGUCGGCAGUCAACUCGAGCAGCUCGAGAAGGCCGUCGGCGGCGCCAAGGGCUCCGAGCCCGAGCCCAACAAGCUUCACUGCCAGACAAGCCUCGAUAGCUCCGGCCGGAGCGACGUCGGCUCCGUGCUAGGGUCGCCUGUUUCUUCUCUCUUCAGAUCCCGCUUCUCCGACCUGUCGGCCUCACUGCACAGAGAGCGCGGGGAGGCCGAAAAAAAAGCCGAGCACGAGGCUCCGCCAAACGAGGGCAUGACGGGGACGCAAGCGAAGAAGGUGCUCGCAGAGAUGAGCAAGCUGAACGAGGAGCUGUCAACCGUCGUGAACAACCUCAAGGCUCGACAGGAGGAGUCCGAGCCAGCCGAGCUCGCACUAUACCAACACCGGCCCCAGCACAUCCAGGGACUCCUCAUCGAACGAGCCGAACGAGCAGCCCAGCGCAUCAUUUUCCUCCAAAGUCGCAUCUCCUACCUGGAGGAGGAGCUCCAGGAGAACGACGGCGAGCUGCAGCAUCUCAGGAUAUGCCUGAAGGCCGUCGAGAUACAGAUGCCGCCCCACCCCGACCGAGAGCUCCAGCGAUGCAUAGCCACCUUCAAAGAGGGAUACCAGGCCCUGAAGCGAAAGCGAGCGCACCGCGCCAGCAUCGCGAGCGUUCGGGGCUUCGACGCCCCUCCGAUCCACACGGGGACGCCGUUGCGAUAA